CGAGACUCUCUUGUAGAGUAGAUUAUGAGUAAACUAAGUACGCUCAAGAACAACUCAACCUUCACACACAAAUGGCUCUAGAAAGCUAUGGAAAAUUAUGAUAUUUGAAUGCAAUGAGAGUAUGGAUGUUGUAAAGUGAAUUGAUGAUAAAAGCAGACCCAAACACCCCUUUUUAUAGUGCAAAAUUAGGCUCCAACGGACCAAUACAUUAAAGGGGUGAUUAGCUUGAUUUAUGGGAUUGAAAAAAUUUGGGAUCUGCAGAAUAUUGGCUUCCCAUCGAUGUUUAGACUCAACCAUCGCUGGUAAGCCAAUUUUCCUUCAGUUUUGAAGUCAACGGUCGCCUACCCAUCGAUGGGUACAAGCUUCCCAUCGCUGGGUGGGAGGUUGACUUCCAAACAAGGAAAGAAUCAACCUUUAAUGACCACCAACGGUCAUGCCUUCCCAUCGAUGGUAUACCCUUACCAUCGCUGGGUUCCCAUCGAUGGGACAGGUUUCCCAUCGCUGGGCAAGGUCGUUCUGCCUUGUGUUAAUUUUGCACCAAGGCUUGAACAGCGAUGGGUAGAACUUCCCAUCGCUGUUUGGCAUGGUUCUGGAAAUUUGUUUGGCUAAGGGACCGCUUACCCAUCGAUGGGAAGAUCUUCCCAUCGCUGGGUGGGUGGUUAGUCAGGAACCCAUGGUUUUUGCCUUAACCACGGCCUAGCCAACCGAUGCGGAAACCGACCGAAAAAAUCAAAGUUCUCCAAAAUAAAAACCAAGUGUUUAG
Molecule: messenger RNA, 763 nt
Organism: Cuscuta campestris
Lineage: Eukaryota; Viridiplantae; Streptophyta; Magnoliopsida; Solanales; Convolvulaceae
Source: the annotation of a GenBank genome assembly